Molecule: messenger RNA, 1453 nt
Organism: Solea solea (common sole)
Lineage: Eukaryota; Metazoa; Chordata; Actinopteri; Pleuronectiformes; Soleidae
Gene: neurog1
Product: neurogenin 1
Exons: 2
Coding region: 151-807 (218 amino acids)
Molecular function (GO): protein dimerization activity
Source: RefSeq, a predicted model, not a curated record
UAUAAGCGGACUGAGGCCGGUCGUGUGCCAGGCUCAGCGGCUCACACGAGCUGAUCCAAAGCGCGUAAAGACGCACAGAAGGACGCGUGCCAAACUCCUGCUCCAGACUCCUGCUCCAAACUUGUCCUCACUCUCAGCCUCUGCAGAACCAUGGACUCCGUCUUCUCCGACAUUGACAGCAACAGCUGCGACUUUUUCCCGCUCACGGAUGACGAGGAUUCCCGCAGCUGCGGCAGCGGCAGCAGCAGCAGCGGCAGAAGCGGCAGCUGCGCGUCCCCGCAGCCCGAGCAGCAGCAUCAUCAUCAUCACCAUCAUCAUCCUCAGCAGCAGAAGAAGCGGCGCCGCGGCCGCGGCACCGCGCCGGUGGUGAAGAAGAACCGGAGAAUCAAGGCCAACGACCGCGAGCGGAACCGCAUGCACAACCUGAACGACGCGCUGGACGAUCUGCGCGGGGUUCUGCCCGCGUUCCCCGACGAAACCAAACUCACCAAGAUCGAGACGCUGCGCUUUGCGCACAACUACAUCUGGGCGCUGUCGGAAACGAUCCGCAUCGCGGACCUGCAGACGGGCAAGAGCGGGGAGGGCCCCCUGCUGCUGGGGCCCGGGGUCCAGGGCCUCCGCAGCGGGGCCCCGAGCCCCGGCAGCGACGCCUGCUCCUGGAGCUCCAGCGGCUCCUCGUCCUCCUCCUCCCCGGACUACUGCGCCUCCAGCCCGGGCAGCCCCGCCGCGACGCACGAGGACCGCGGCGGAUUCCUGUCGCAGGAGGCGCUGUUCGGCUUCCGUAGCUUCGUGACGGGAAUCUACUGAAGAAGAAGAUGAUGAUGAUGAUGAUGAAGAAGAAGAGGAAAAGUCCCAGAGCAGAGACACAGAUGAUGAAGGACUGAUGACGUCAUCAUGAACAUGAAUCACACUUUGCCUUAAAGAUCAUUUUUAUUCUCCUCACUUUUGUCUCUGACGGAUUUUAAAUGAGAAAUAACUUAAGUUUUUUAGUUCCAUUAUUUCUAAUUAUUAUUAUUAUUAUUAUUAUUAUUAUUGUUGUUGUUGUUUUUUCUCCAAAAACCUUUGCACUUUUUUCCCCUCCCUGUUCACCCUCUCAUGUGUUCACCCUCUCAUCCUGUGACAGGGUGAGGUGAAGAGUUAAUUUUAUAAUUAGUGCUUGUAUUCGCAGCAGAACUGAGCGUGAAAUCGUUUCAACAAAAGACUCAAAGAAACUCAUUCAUUAUGUAUUCUGACCCCGCCCCCUCACCCACACACCCCGCCCCCUCCCCACUCUAGAUUAUUGAUGCUUUUUUUAAUUUAUUUCGUUGGUUUAUUUGUGUCACGUGAUGAAGAUGAUGAAGAUGAAGAUGUUUGUAUUUUGUACAUAAACAGAUUUUUAUUCUAUUUACUCGGGAUUAUUUUUUUUUUUUUGCUUUUUCUACAAAAUAAAGUUUUAACGUUUCUAUAAAAAAAA